CGCAGUGCUACACCCGCAGCAACAACGAAACUCACCUUUUCUUUCUUUUUUUCUUACUCUGCCCCUUCUUCUUCUUAUUCUCCAACCCCUUUAUCUUCCGUCUCCAUCAUGAUCCAUGCUACUGAUUCUUUGGAUUAUCUAAAGGAAAAGGAACCGCAUGCUUGUAGAUUUGUGUGCGUCUCGGAUACCCACGGCAGACUCAACUUUUCAUUCCCUAUACCCGAUGGUGACGUAUUUGUCCAUGCCGGCGACUUGACAAGAGUCAGCUCGUACGACGAAUUCGAGAGAACUAUCGCUUGGAUUGAAUCACUACCUCACAAGAUAAAAAUCGUUACAGCAGGCAACCAUGACCAUGUUCUCGACGAUAAAUUUGGAUUCGUGAAGGACAAGCAACAAUUCUUGGCAAGAAUGGACCAUGCAAACAUCACUUAUUUGGAGCAUGAGUCCUUCCGACUACCGCAGUCGCUUGGUAGACACAAGAUGUUCGUUAGUCCAUAUGCACCCUUCCACAUCGGAGGCGCGUUCAUGCUGCAUAGUCUACGCAAUAUAUGGGAAGCGAUCCCUGAAGAUAUUGACAUUCUGGUUACUCAUACCCCUCCAUUUGGCUAUCAAGACCGAAUUGCUCGCGGCGGGCAACAUGUUGGCUGCCCACAUCUUAGAACCAAAGUUGAAGCGAUCCGACCACGAGUACACAUUUUCGGUCACAUUCACGAAGAUCAUGGCUGGCAGUACACACCGAACGGAGCAACAUUAAUGAUUAACGCGUGCAUUUGCGAUCGGCGGUACAGAGCUAGCCAACGCCCUGUUGUAUUUGAUAUAUAAAUAGAGUAGAGUAGACCCCACCGAAAAAAGUAAUAGAAGCUUCUUUCCAA
Messenger RNA from Zychaea mexicana, 872 nucleotides. Its product is annotated as Metallo-dependent phosphatase-like protein. The record is from RefSeq and is a predicted model, not a curated record. The transcript has 5 exons. Gene Ontology annotation, molecular function: hydrolase activity. NCBI's taxonomy places the organism in Eukaryota, Fungi, Mucoromycota, Mucoromycetes, Mucorales, Lichtheimiaceae. Bases 109 to 822 code for a protein of 237 amino acids.